Molecule: messenger RNA, 487 nt
Organism: Temnothorax curvispinosus
Lineage: Eukaryota; Metazoa; Arthropoda; Insecta; Hymenoptera; Formicidae
Exons: 5
Source: RefSeq, a predicted model, not a curated record
AUGGCGUUCAAGUACCUACCGUUAGAUACUAACACAAGGACACUGUGUGUCGACGAAAACAAGCGCAACGAAGAUGCUGAUGUAGAAAAAGACAGUUCUUUGAGAAAUGAUAAUGUUCAAAUACCGUUAGAUACUAACACAAGGAUACUGUGUGUCGAUGAAAACAUGCACAACACGGAUGCUGAUGUACAAAAAGAGGACAGUGGUUUUUUAGGAAAUAAUGACGUUCAAGUACCGUUAGAUACCAAUACAAGAUUAGUGUGUGUCGAUGAAAACAUGCAUAACAAUAAUACAGAGGCUGGUAUGGAAAAUUUUGAAGUUUUAAUGUCCGUUGAUGUAGAUGUGAUAGAUGCAGCAGAUAUAUACGUAGAAGGUAUGAAUACACCUUUCAUAGAAGAUACAAAUACAAUCGUAUCUAGUGGACAAAUAAUUAAUCCAGUGUCAUCUCCUUCAUCUCAAGUACCUUCUUCAAUAUCUACAUCACAUA